AUGCAACCAAACCUACCCCAAUUUACGUUCAAAUGGCCCAAGGGACCCGAAACAGUUAUUCUGACGGGUGGUUUCGAUGAGUGGAAGGGCACUCUACCAAUGGUGAAGGAUCCUAACGGUGCUUUCGAAAUAACGCUGCCAAUAAAGUUUGAUAGUGUUGGUAGCAAAGUAUAUUUUAAGUUUAUCGUUGACGGUCAGUGGCUGCCAAAUAAAGACUAUAAGGUGAUUGUUGAUGGGGGGGUGGAAAACAACUUUAUUACUGAGGACGAUGUAAUGCAGCAGUACGGAAAUAACACUGGCAUGCUGGUCCCUGAAAGUGGCGGAUUGGCAGUUACAAAGAACACCACUCUAAUUGAACCGGAAGCUGAGAAGCCUGCAAAAUUACGAAAAUUCAAGAUCAAGAGAGUAAUCAAGACAAACAAACAAACAGGGGAAAGGUCGAUCUUUUCUCAGGAAGUAAUUGAAGUGCCAGAGAGCGAAGAUGAAGCUCAAAAGGUAGACAAAACCAGCAAGAAUGCAGAUGGCUUAAGCGGCACUACGACUAUAAUUGAAAACAACAGUACUGGUGUAACUGAAGAAAAGGCAGUUAAGCCGUAUGAAGAAGGGCCAGCUAAACUUAACUUUGCCAAAAACGAAAAAUAUAUUACAGAUGGUUUGGGGAAGACCAAAUCUUCUGAGUCGAGGCUAUAUGAAUUGUCAGCCGAAGAACUUGAAAACGAGGAAGAGGAAGAGGACGAAGAUAAGGAUGCAGGCACAAAUACAGAGGGCGAGGAUUCGGAGCUUCAGAGUAAAAAAUCAUUGAGUAUAGCCGCUAAAAUUGAAAGCUCCCCAGAGAAAUUGCCUGUAGGUUCGACUACAAGCACUGCCAAGGAGACAUCUCGGAAAUCAACUGGUGAAGUUAUUGCUGAUACCCAAACCUUCGAGCCAAAACCAAGCCCAACAACAGCUGCUACAGAAAAGGUAGAAGUUAAAAAAGCUACCACGGUUGCAAAACCUAGCCACACGAAGGGAACACCAAAGAAAGAUGUUCAGAAAAGUCCUGUCAAGAAGGAAGGGUUCUUCAAGAAGUUAAGCAAGAUUUUGAAGUAA
Messenger RNA from Saccharomyces mikatae IFO 1815, 1089 nucleotides. RefSeq names its product Mdg1p (gene MDG1). Gene Ontology annotation, biological process: signal transduction. NCBI's taxonomy places the organism in Eukaryota, Fungi, Ascomycota, Saccharomycetes, Saccharomycetales, Saccharomycetaceae. Gene Ontology annotation, molecular function: protein kinase binding. The transcript has a single exon. Gene Ontology annotation, cellular component: nucleotide-activated protein kinase complex; nucleus; cytoplasm. The record is from RefSeq and is a predicted model, not a curated record. The coding region runs from base 1 to 1089 and encodes 362 amino acids.